AUGAAGACAUCUUUCCUGAUUGCCGCUGCGUUCCUCAUCCUGACCUGCCUUUUGGGCGUGGAAGCCCCGUUACCGUCAGCUCUGGGUACCGUCAUCGCUCUUGGAGGAGCCGCCGGAAUCAAGCUUGCCGUUGCCAUGAAAAUUCUACGGUAUUUAGGCUUUUUUGACAUCAGCCGUUACGGCGUCGGUUUGAGAGCCUCCGUGGAAAACGAGGCUUUGCCAGAGACCGUCGUGCCAGCUCCACUGCGGUCGCCAGGCCUGGGCAGCGGUCCGACUAUCUCAGUCCCCGUCGCGGUACUGCCAUUCUUGCUUGGACAAGGGAUCACCGACAAGGUAGCGAAGAAAAAGGAAGGCGUGAACAGCAUAGGCCAGGAUUUCAGGCUGGAGGCGAGCCAAAGCGCAAGUUGGGACGAUGACAAGUUCAAGAUUUCAGAGCACGGGGACGCCUCGCUGGACGGCUCGAAGGGAGCUGCUGUGCAAUUUGGCGGCAACCUCAGGAGUCCCAUUGUCAACGCCGAUACUCUACAGAAGGCUUCUAUCAUGGCAAAACGCAGUGUGACCAUUGACUCUCACGUUUACGACAAAGCGUUCGCCCUCGUGCGCGACUUGGACGUCGAUGACUGCGUCGAGAAGGUGACAUGCGAAAUCGGAGCGGAUCCCGCCCGUUACGGAGCAUACGGACUGCGCGUGGACGAAUUUUUGGCUUCACUGGCACCCCUGGCGAACUCCUCUUCUUUCUACGAUUACCAGCAAGCUUACAACGUAGGCACCAAGUCGGGCCUUGAGGAGUGCUCGAAGGUCUUCCCCGACUGCAAGUUUGAUCUGCGAGGAAUUGCAGCCCUCCUCGACUCUUCGUCGUAG
This is a messenger RNA of Ornithodoros turicata, 861 nucleotides long. RefSeq lists its product as uncharacterized. NCBI's taxonomy places the organism in Eukaryota, Metazoa, Arthropoda, Arachnida, Ixodida, Argasidae. The coding region runs from base 1 to 861 and encodes 286 amino acids. The transcript has 2 exons. The record is from RefSeq and is a predicted model, not a curated record.